Molecule: messenger RNA, 5904 nt
Organism: Phacochoerus africanus (Common warthog)
Lineage: Eukaryota; Metazoa; Chordata; Mammalia; Artiodactyla; Suidae
Gene: HEPH
Product: hephaestin
Exons: 21
Coding region: 202-3738 (1178 amino acids)
Biological process (GO): iron ion transport
Cellular component (GO): plasma membrane
Molecular function (GO): oxidoreductase activity; copper ion binding
Source: RefSeq, a predicted model, not a curated record
CAAAACAUUCCGGUAGCUUAGUUUCUAGAAAAGAGGGCUCUCAGAGCUUCCCCCGCCUCCAUUCACUCCUCCCCAGUAACACUAACCAAAUUAGAGCCCCGGACACGAGAAAGGCCCUGUAACCCAGGAUACUGACUAAGCAGGGCUUGCAGACUCACGCUGGGGUCUGCAGUUCAGCAUCACUAGGCCGCUAAUGUGGAUAUGGAAGAGUUUUCUCCAAAAAAGCAGCUAUUCAUUUGCCUGUUUCCAAGAAUAAUGUGGUCCAUGGAUCCAGGGCAUCUCCUCUGGGCUCUGCUGUUGGUGCAACCCUUAUGGUCUGGACUGACUGAUGGGGCCACUAGAGUCUACUACCUGGGCAUCCAGGAUGUGCAGUGGAACUAUGCUCCUAAGGGAAGGAAUGUCAUCACGAACCAGCCUCUGGACAGUGACACAGUAGCUUCCAGCUUCCUAAAGUCUGACAAGGACCGAAUAGGGAGCAGCUACAAGAAGACCAUCUACAAGGAAUAUAGGGAUGGCUCAUACAUGGAUGAAAUAGCUCAGCCAGCGUGGUUGGGUUUCCUGGGGCCAGUGCUGAAGGCUGAGGUGGGAGAUGUCAUCCUUAUCCACCUGAAAAAUUUUGCCACUCGUCCCUACACCAUCCAUCCCCAUGGCGUUUUCUAUGAGAAGGACUCAGAAGGUUCCUUAUAUCCAGAUGGUUCCUCUGGUUGGCUAAAAGCUGAUGAUUCUGUUCCCCCGGGAGGCAGCCACAUCUACAACUGGACCAUUCCAGAAAGCCAUGCACCCACUGAUGCUGACCCAGCAUGUCUCACUUGGAUCUACCAUUCUCAUGUAGAUGCUCCACGAGACAUUGCUACUGGCCUCAUUGGACCACUCAUAACCUGUAAAAGAGGAACCCUGAAUGGGAAUUCCCCUCCUCAGCGGCAGGACGUCGACAAUGAUUUCUUCCUGCUCUUUAACGUGGUAGAUGAAAACCUUAGCUGGCAUAUUAAUGAGAACAUCGCCACUUACUGCUUGGACCCUGCCUCAGUGGACAAGGAAGAUGAGGCCUUUCAGGAGAGCAAUAGGAUGCAUGCAAUCAAUGGCUUUGUCUUUGGAAACUUACCAGAGCUGAGCAUGUGUGCACAGAAGCGUGUGGCCUGGCACUUGUUUGGUAUGGGUAAUGAGGUAGAUGUCCACACAGCUUUCUUCCAUGGACAGAUGCUGACCAUCCGAGGCCACCAAACUGAUGUGGCUCGCAUCUUUCCAGCCACCUUUGUGACUGCUGAGAUGGUGCCUCAGGAACCUGGCUCCUGGUUAAUUAGCUGUCAAGUGAAUAGUCACUUGAAAGGUGGCAUGCAAGCACUCUACAAAGUCAAGUCUUGCUCCAUGGCACCUCCCAUGAACCUACUCACAGGCAAAGUCCGGCAAUACUUCAUUGAAGCUCAUGAAAUUCAAUGGGACUAUGGUCCAAUGGGGCAUGAUGGGAGUACAGGGAAGAAUUUGAGGGAACCAGGCAGUGUUUCAGAUAAAUUCUUCCAGAAGAGCUCCAGCCGAAUUGGGGGCACUUACUGGAAAGUUCGAUAUGAAGCCUUUCAUGAUGAGACAUUCCAGGAAAAGGUGCAGCUGGAGGAAGAUAUGCAUCUUGGAAUCCUGGGGCCUGUGAUCCGUGCUGAGGUGGGUGACACAAUCCAGGUGAUUUUCUACAACCGUGCUUCACAGCCAUUCAGCAUACAGCCUCAUGGGGUCUUUUAUGAGAAAGACUCCGAGGGAACUGUGUACAAUGAUGGUUCAUCUCCCUCUGGCUUGGUGGCUAAGCCCUUUGAGAAAGUAACAUAUCGCUGGACAGUUCCUGCUCACGCCGGCCCCACUGCUCAGGAUCCUGCCUGUCUUACCUGGAUGUACUUCUCUGCUGCAGACCCCAUAAGAGAUACAAAUUCUGGUCUGAUGGGCCCCCUGCUGGUGUGCAAGGCUGGUGCCCUGGGUGCAGAUGGCAAACAGAAAGGAGUGGAUAAAGAAUUCUUUCUCCUUUUCACUGUGUUGGAUGAGAACAAGAGCUGGUACAGCAAUGCCAAUCAAGCAGCUGCUAUGUUGGAUUCCCGACUGCUCUCAGAGGAUUUCAAGGGUUUCCAAGACUCCAAUCGGAUGCAUGCCAUUAACGGGUUUCUGUUCUCUAACCUGCCCAGGCUGGAAAUGUGCAAGGGUGACACAGUGGCCUGGCACCUGGUUGGCCUGGGCACAGAGACUGAUGUGCAUGGGGUCACAUUCCAGGGCAAUACCGUGCAGCUUCAGGGCAUGAGGAAGAGUGCAGUCAUGCUCUUUCCUCACACCUUUGUCAUGGCCAUCAUGCAGCCUGACAACCCUGGGACAUUUGAGAUUUACUGCCAGGCAGGCAGCCAUAGAGAAGCAGGGAUGAGGGCAAUCUAUAAUGUCUCCCAGUGUCCUGGCCGCCAAGCCAACCCUCGUCAACAUUACCAAGCUGCAAGGAUCUACUACAUUAUGGCAGAAGAGAUGGAGUGGGACUAUUGCCCUGACAGGAGCUGGGAACUAGAAUGGCACAACCAGUCUGAGAUGGACAGUUAUGGUCACAUAUUCCUGAGUAAAAAAGAUGGACUCCUGGGCUCCAGAUACAAGAAAGCUGUAUUCAGGGAAUACACUGAUGCUACAUUCAGAAUCCCAAGGCCAAGGACUGGACCAGAGGAACACUUGGGGAUCUUAGGUCCACUUCUCAGAGGAGAGGUCGGUGAUAUUCUAACUGUGGUGUUCAAGAAUAAUGCCAGCCGCCCCUACUCUGUUCAUGCCCAUGGAGUGCUAGAAUCUAGAACUGGCUGGCCACUGGCUGCUGAACCUGGUGAGGUUCUCACUUACCAAUGGAAUAUCCCAGAGCGAUCUGGCCCAGGGCCCAAUGAUUCUGCUUGUGUUUCCUGGAUCUAUUAUUCUGCAGUGGAUCCCAUUAAGGACAUGUAUAGUGGCCUGGUAGGACCCUUGACCAUCUGCCGAAAGGGCAUCCUGAAGCCCCAUGGAGGACGACGUGACAUGGACCGAGAAUUUGCCUUGUUAUUUUUGAUUUUUGAUGAGAACCAGUCUUGGUAUCUGGAGGAGAAUGUGGAAACUUAUGGGCCCCAGGAGCCAGGCCGUGUUAACCCACAGGAUGAGACUUUCUUGGAGAGCAAUAAAAUGCAUGCCAUUAAUGGAAAGCUCUAUGCCAACCUCAGGGGUCUUACCAUGCACCAAGGAGAUCGGGUGGCCUGGUACAUGCUGGCCAUGGGCCAAGAUAUUGACCUACACACUGUCCAUUUCCAUGCAGAAAGCUUUCUCUAUCGGAGUGGAGAGAGCUACCGGGCAGAUGUGGUGGAUCUGUUCCCAGGGACAUUUGAGGUUGUGGAGAUGGUGGCCAGCAACCCUGGGACAUGGCUGCUGCACUGCCAUGUUACUGACCAUGUACAUGCUGGCAUGGAGACCCUGUUUACAGUCUUGUCCCAAAGAGAACACAUAAGCACUACUACCAUCAUCAGUGAAGAGACUGGAAAAGCAGCAAUCCCCAGAGAUGUUGGAGAAGGCAAAGUGAGGAUGCUGGGCAUGCAGAUUCCUGUAAAGGACAUUGAGGUGCUGACUUCUGUCUUGAUUGCCAUUGGUGUCAUUCUCCUGCUCAUUGCUUUUGCUCUUGGUGGUGUGGUGUGGUACCAGCAUCGGCAGAGAAAACUACGGCGCAACAGGAGGUCUAUCCUGGAUGACAGCUUCAAGCUUCUCUCUCUAAAGUAAAUGGAUCCUGGAACUGCACAUCUGGAAUGUACUCACAGCAGGCCAUGGACAAGCAGCUGACCUCACUGUCAAAGGGGUAUGGGUGGUAGAGACGCAGAAGAAGGGAUCAAACUCAUCUAAGUAUUUUUUUUUCAUUUAUUUAUUUACAUGGAAAUAAUAUGCUUUCUUUUUCUUUAGUUUCUUUGCUCCACUUGGGCACCUGGGACUGUGAGUCCCUUGGUAUCCUACAUCACAAAUUUCAACAGCUGUAUUACUCACCCACUGACACUUGGAAGGUCUGGAAAUUUCUAAAAACUGAUUCUUCUCACAAGGUAGAUACCAAGGAUAAGCCUCAUUGAUUAGGUUUCUACUGCUUUCAGGGACCUAGGCAAGUUCAUUCUGAACUGAAGCUAAGUUAACUGUGAUAAUAAAUCCACAUCUAAACUAAGGACUAAGAUAAUAGGCAUGAUGAGAAAUGAGUGGGGUAAAAUUUGAAGAUCCAAAUUGUAUUUUUAUUCUUCUUGGCAGUAGACUAUUUCAGAGAAGUUUGUGGAUGGAAUAUUAUUGCCAUUAGCAACUACAACCUCUGGAGACAAAAGCUCCUUAGGAAACCAAAUAUUCCAAGUUCCUGGCACAGUUGCAGUCAAGGGAAUGUUGAGUGUCCUGUCCAUGUUCUAGUCAGAAAAUUCUAUACAUUAAAGUGCUUGUUAGAAAAGUGAACAUUGUGAUUUUAAUUGUCUCUGUGGCCUCUGGGAGGUUGUGACUGUGACUGAAAGAGCACUCAAUGAGGCUGGUGGGGGGGGGCUAGAAUUGGGCUUAAAAUGUGUCUGCUUAUCCUUUGUGGACUCUGAAGUUUUACAUUUUUAAAAUGGAAAAGCUUUAUCAGAGGAAGCAUCAAAAUCAGAGUGGCAAGUAGCAUCUUUUAGUCCAUAAGUGUCAAAAGUAUUCUCAAUCCUAAGAAAAGUUGCCAGAGGGAAAAGGACCGAGAUUGGACUCUAACUUUUCCACUGCACACACAGAUAUAAUGGGAUCUUCUGGAAGUGGGGGGUAUGAGAGGUUAACUUGCAAUUUUGGGGGCAUCUUUAUAGGACAGAGUCUUUCCCUCUGGCAAUUUAAAGGAACAUUCUUUUGUCAUUAAAAAUUCAAACCUCUCUAAAACCUUGGUUAGAGAGCACAGACAGGAGAUAGAGUAGAAGUGGGAUAAAAUGGCCCACUCUCACUAGGAGAUAGAGUAGAGGUGGGAUAAAAUGGCCCACUCUCGCUACAGUAGCCAUAAUACCAUUUUGCAUGGCAAGUGGAGAAGAGAAGCAUCAGGGAUAGAGAAGAUAAUAACUGAAAUGCUUUACACUUUGAAUCUAACACCUGAUUGCAUUUGACUUACCUUAGUUCUAUCAGGAUGCUACUUUGUUUUAUGUUUUAGUAAACAAAUGAUCAGAAAGAGUAAGUGAAUUUGCCCCAAGCCAUUCAGCUACAAAUUGAGCAAGGAUUCAAGUUUUCAUUUAUUUGACUUUAAAUAUCUGUUUCAUCCUUUUAUAUCAUGAAAAAUCCACUAAUCUCAAUCAUUUGUACUCAUAUUGAAUCUAAUUUUCCAGUUCCUGUCUCUCUAGCAAAUCUCUCUGCCUAAUUAGCAACCACUUAUAGAUUAAGUAUAGAAACCCAGAAGGCUAAUUAUCUGUUGCUAAAUAAUGUUGAAGGUUGGAGGGUAAAACACAGACCAGAGCCUAUAAUUUAUCUUGGUUUACUGUGGUCAGUGUCUUUGUGGAGAGCUUUACUGGAAAUCUCAGAAACAUAGCAGGGGAUUGGAGGUGGGAAAAGAUUUGGAUUUCUAGUGAUAAAAUCAAAUCCGAGUAUUUAAUCCAUUGUAUAAUCAAUGCACUUAACAGCAGAACUCUGUUGGUAUAUUGUUAAUGUGAAGGUUAUGUGCACUCUGGGAACUCCAGGCAAUUGUCACAUGCAGCUAGAAGGUUGUUAGCUUGGUCAAAGUCAGGACUCUGAGAUAAGAAGUAGGUUGGAUGAGGGUACAUUUCUCUGUACGUAAUCUUCAGAACAAGAACAAGAAAAGUUUUCCUACUCUUAGCACUAUCAUUCAGCAUAGUCCUACAGAUCCUAAGAAUUACUAGGCAAUAAAAAUAAAUGCAAGAUUUCCCCAUUUUAAAGGAAGAUAUAAAAUUGUCCCUUUUUUCAGAU